AAUCUCGUCGUCUUUAGGGUUUUCAAUCGCGUCGACCGGUGGUCGUAGGGGGGGAAAAGCCAUGGCCGGUGGGAAUCUGUCGACGGACUUGAGCGUCGCGGAGGUGAAGAAGAGCGUCCUCCGCGACGCGCUGGAGCACAUCCACGAGCGGGCCUCCUCGCUCUUGCUGCUGUCGCUCCGGUGGAAGGACCUCGACGAGCACUACGACGCCGCGCGGCGCGCGGUCGAGCGGCGCGGGGAGGAGGUCCGCUCCGUGGAGGAGUCUGUCAAGGCGAGUUUUAGCGGGUUCGCGGCGAGGCUCGAGGAGAUUGAGAGGCGGGAGAGCGAGAUCGCGUCGGGGCGGAGGGCGGAGUUCGAACGCAGGCGCGAGGAGGUCGAGAGGAACGCGGAGGAGUUGGAGUUUGCGAAGAGGGAGGUUGAGGAGAGGCUUCGGGGGAUCGAGGUGGCGGAGAGGCGGUUCGAGGAGGUUAGUAGCUCGCUGGGUGCGUUGGUUGACGAGAGGUUGAGGGAGAUUGGAGAGAGAGAGAGGAAGGUUGGGGAGAGAGAGAAGGAAAUCGAGUUUAGGAACGAGAAAUUGAGGGAGAGGUGGGAGGCUUUCGAAGCUAGCAGGAGUAAAUUGGAGGGGAAAAUCAACGAAGCACAGUUGAAAAGUGAGGAAUUUGAGGGUAGAAUGAAGAAUCUAGAAUUGAUAGAGAAGGAGUGCGAUGAGCGAGUCAAGCAAGCUAGGUUGAAGGAGAAGAGGUUGCAGCAGUGGUCUAAUGUGCUUGAGAUACAGAAGAGAGAACUUGAAGUGAGACUGAGAGAGGUCGAAUUGAAGGAUAGCAGGGCAAAAGUAUUGUCUAAAGAACCUGACUUGACAAGCAAGAAAUGUCAGGAACAGAAUAAUAAUGUUAGGCCUGCGAUAAACAAAUCAAGCGAUGAAAUUCAUCCGAAAGUACUGGCCAAAUCACCAGACACUUGCUUGAAGAAAGAUGGCCAGGUUUCGAAUAUUCAAAGGCGUGCGGCAGUGGAUGGGAAGGAAAUGCAAAUUUUCCUUAAUGAGCGCUGGACAGAAGGUGAAAAAUUAAGACAUGAAGUGUUGGUAACGCUUAGAAAAUGUUCUGACCCCGCGAGGCUUGUUCUAGAUGCAAUGGAAGGGUUUUACCCUCCGCAUUUGAAAAAGGGGGAUGUGGAGUUUGAUGAGUGUAUUGUUAGGAGGAGUUGUAUCUUGCUGUUGGAGCAGCUAAAGAAGAUCUCUCCAAUUAUUACCCCUCAGGUGAAGACUGAGGCGACGAAAUUGUCUUUCUUCUGGAUAACUAAAAUGAGAGCAGAUGCCGAAAAUUCCUUGGAAGUAUUGGGAUUUUUACAGCUUUUGGCUACUUAUGGAUUGGCUUCUGCUUUUGAUGCCGACGAGAUCCUACACUAUGUGGAGAAAAUUGCUCAAUUUAACCAUAUGCCAGAAUUAUGCCAGGCCCUGGGCCUUAAGGAUAAGAUUCCAGGUCUCAUUCGGGAUCUUGUGAAAGAGAAGCAACAUAAUCUGGCUGUAAAGUUUAUUCAUGCUUUCAAGAUGGAAGAUGAGUUUCCACCAGAACCCCUCUUGAAAGAACAUAUGAGAAUCUCCAAAAAUGCUGCUGGGGCAAUUCUGCAAAAUGGACAAAACUCUCCUGGAGCUCAGAAUCAGGCCAUGAAAAGAAGAAAAGCUGAUCUGGAAGCUGGAGGUAGAUGCGUUGAAGAUAACAAGAUCAAGUCAACAAUUUCACUUAAAAAAAUGAGGCAAGCCAUUACUUCUAUGGAGAAACAAAAUGAGGAGCAAAAAAAAGCAGCCUCUGAGAUCGGCAGCAUCAAAAUGAGAGAAUUGGAUGGCAAAUUACAUAGCCCUGCUAUAGGAGCUGCUCCUGUUCCAUCCUCUAUCCCUGCCUCUGUCAAAAGUACUAAUCCUAUCUCCAUCGAGACUGCUGUCAAACCAGCAUCGGAAACUUCAACCCCACCACAGCAUAGAGGUAAGCAUCAACGAACAGCUGCAUUGGCAGAAGUUGGAUCGAAUCCUCUUGCUGGUGCCAGUUCUAAUGCUCAGUCAUCGCACAUUACACAUAAAGAGGCGUCAUGUGAGAAUCUUUGCUCUAAGCCUUCUGGCAAGAUUUUGGGAAAGAUACUCAGCAGGGAGGUGGAAUAUGAGUUGGUUCGCGAUGAAAUUUCCACUCUUCUUCAGUCCUCAUCGGAUCCAGCAUGUCUUGUUUUCGACACACUGAAAUGUUCUGACCCUUCAAACUCAAAAGAAUUCAUUAGAUUGGGUAUUCCAGUAAAGCGUUGCAUUUUACUAUUGGAACAUUUAAAGAGAUUUUCGCCUAUCAUCAAGCCUCCGUUAUUUCAAGAAGCAAAACAGUUUUGUAAUAUUUGGAAACUGAAGUUGAAGGCGAGGAAAGAUGAUCAUGUGGAGACCAUAUGUUUUCUUCACUUUCUGGCUGCCUUCAAAUUGGCUCCUCUUGUUGGUGCUAAUGAAGUUCUUGAUCUCUUGGAUCCAUCGAAGUGGGCUAAACAGGUCCGCGAUUUCUGUGAAUCUCUGGGAUUAGCAGACUUUUUACCUGGUUUUAUCAGGAAUCUUAUUGAAAAGAAGCAUUGGAUCGAUGCCAUUAAGUACAUUAAUGCACUGAAGAUGGAGGACAAGUUCCCUUUAGUGCCUCUCCUCACUGAUUAUUUGGCACAUUGGGAGAACAGAGCAGAUGAAACAUCCAAGAAAAAGAACAGCUCGCCUAGCAGUCAGAUUGGGGCCAUUAACAAAAAGUUAACUGCGACGAAAACUGCAAUGAAAUGGAUAGCGACAUACAGGCUUGAAUCAGAGUUCUCGCACAAGGAUUUCGAAGCCUAUAUUAAACAGCUGGAAAAGCAGAAGGCUGAGAUAGAAGGUAAACUGAGAGAAUCCAAAGCUGGUGCUGGAUCACAGCAUGUAUUGACCCAGCAGGACAAAAAGGAGGAACCGCCGGCACAAGCCGCCUCCGAUCAUGUUGCCACAUCAUGUAGUGAUGCCCCCCCUUCGGUCACCGCCUCAACCAUUCCAACUUCAGCCAGCAAUUCAAGCCAUCAGCCAGAAAAGAAGCGUAAGAGUAUAGCUCCGCAACCACAAACUCCAUCAGGACCCCCCCUUGUUGGUCAUCCCUUGACGCAGCCCUACAUUAGGCCCCCAGUGGAUACACAUGGGUACCAAAUUGGACCCCCAUACUCAGCAAGACCGUCCGGAUACCACGGGUUGCAAAUCCCUCCGAACAACUAUCCUUUCAAUCCAUACCAUUACAGUGGUGUUGGUUACCAUGGCAGAACUUGUGCAGUGCCUCUCUGUGGAGGUCAGCCAGUACGGUUCGCUGGUCCUAGGGAUGCUUUCGGUGGUCCUAGAUGAUAAAUUUUUCCGGUUUAGUCUCACGUAUCUCAUCCAUCAAUGUAAAUCCGUUUGCUGUUGUCUUUAUUCAUCAGUCUGUCUAUUUGUGGUUUUAUGGACCCGAAGAUAUGGAGAAGCAAGAGUCUGGCAAAACCCUUUGCAGAGCUAAAACAGUAGCUGUUUAAAGAACAUUCUUCUUUUCCAUCAGAAUUAUAUCCUCUGUUCUGCUAUUCCUUC
Molecule: messenger RNA, 3586 nt
Organism: Rhodamnia argentea
Lineage: Eukaryota; Viridiplantae; Streptophyta; Magnoliopsida; Myrtales; Myrtaceae
Product: FRIGIDA-like protein 5
Exons: 6
Coding region: 62-3370 (1102 amino acids)
Source: RefSeq, a predicted model, not a curated record